GUGACAUCCACGGGCAGUACUACGACCUGCUGCGACUUUUUGAGUACGGGGGUUUCCCCCCUGAGAGCAAUUACCUGUUCCUGGGUGACUACGUGGAUCGGGGCAAGCAGUCCCUGGAGACCAUCUGCCUGCUCCUGGCCUACAAGAUCAAGUACCCAGGCAAGCGGCGCUACAACAUCAAGCUCUGGAAGACGUUCACUGAUUGCUUCAACUGUCUGCCCAUCGCAGCCAUUGUGGAUGAGAAGAUCUUCUGCUGCCAUGGAGGGCUGUCUCCAGACCUGCAGUCCAUGGAGCAGAUCAGGAGGAUCAUGCGACCCACGGACGUGCCAGACCAGGGGCUGCUCUGUGACCUUCUCUGGUCAGACCCCGACAAGGACGUUCAGGGCUGGGGGGAGAACGACCGUGGGGUCUCCUUCACCUUUGGGGCUGAGGUGGUGGCCAAGUUCCUGCACAAGCACGACCUGGAUCUCAUCUGUCGGGCACACCAGGUGGUGGAGGACGGGUACGAGUUCUUUGCCAAGCGCCAGCUCGUCACCCUCUUCUCUGCCCCCAACUACUGUGGGGAGUUCGACAACGCUGGUGCCAUGAUGAGCGUGGAUGAGACCCUCAUGUGCUCCUUCCAG
Messenger RNA from Chaetura pelagica (chimney swift), 623 nucleotides. Its product is annotated as serine/threonine-protein phosphatase PP1-alpha catalytic subunit. Gene Ontology annotation, cellular component: cytoplasm; nucleus. The record is from RefSeq and is a predicted model, not a curated record. The transcript has 4 exons. The annotation marks the transcript as partial. Gene Ontology annotation, molecular function: protein serine/threonine phosphatase activity. NCBI's taxonomy places the organism in Eukaryota, Metazoa, Chordata, Aves, Apodiformes, Apodidae.